Messenger RNA from Oppia nitens, 2791 nucleotides. Its product is annotated as transcriptional repressor p66-beta-like. Bases 266 to 2326 code for a protein of 686 amino acids. The record is from RefSeq and is a predicted model, not a curated record. Gene Ontology annotation, biological process: negative regulation of transcription by RNA polymerase II. Gene Ontology annotation, cellular component: NuRD complex. Lineage: Eukaryota; Metazoa; Arthropoda; Arachnida; Sarcoptiformes; Oppiidae. The transcript is spliced from 4 exons.
AAUAUAAUUGAGACAAUUGUUUGGUCUCUAAUUAAUAGAUAUUAUUAAUGUUUCUAAACAUUUGAUCCCAACAUUGAUUUGUAUUAUAUUCAGAAAAUCAUUGUUUCUCUCACUCUCUUAAUAUAUUCACUGAUUAUAUUGAAAAAAUAAUUGAUAUUAAAUAUUAUCAAUUGAUAUCAUCUAUGCUAUCACUUAUGGUCUAUAAGUUAAUGUGAUUUAAUUGAUUGAGUGAUUAACACAAUUUGGUGUCUUUUUUGUCGAAAUCAUGUUUACCGAAGAAUCACCAAAAGAUUUGUCACAAAAACCCGAAACUGAGGGUACGGUCAGCGAUACCAAUACCGACAAAAAUGACAACAACAAUGAGGUCGAGAAUACUAUGGAUUUAAGUGUCAAGUCUAAGCCAACCACUGUUGAAGACCAACCAAUGAUAACCGAUGACUCAGAAGAAGCCGAGCCAAUGGAUGUAACACUGGAUUUAUCGAUGCCCUCCGCGUCUAUUGAAUCGACCGAUAAAAUCAAUGGCAAUGACAGCAACAACAAUGCUAACCAAGAGGUAACCAAUGAAGCCAGUGAUACGAGCGAUGCGAACAAGUCUGAAGCCGAUACGCCACCGCAGACCAUUAACGGUGGUAAUCAUGUGAACGGAUAUCUGGCUUCCGAUGAUUCUGUAUCGAUUAACGCCGAUGAAGAUCUGCCACUUCCGCCGUCGCCCAAAGUGAGUCAUCUGAGUUUGGAAGAACUAAAUCGAAAACAACGAAGAAUGCGUCGAUUGAAACAAGAGUUGCGAAAUGAAGAAAUGAAAUUGGUUUUACUAAAGAAACUUAAACAAAGUCAACUCAUGAAGGAAAAUAUUGUGACAACAAAUUUGACACAACAACAACAACAGCAACAACAACAACAACAACCCAACAAUGUUCCGCUUCCAGUGACCAAUAGUCACACGGUUAACAAAUUGGUAACCAACAGCGUUACCAAUGUUUCAUCGCGUAAUGGAUCAGUUAGUUCCACACCACCGCAUACACAUCAACCGCCAGUCGUGGCACAUAAUAAUCGUGUGUCUGCUCACAGCAAUAGCAGCAGCAAAGCAAACAGUGUAUUGAAUUCUCCCUACGGUCGCAAUCAAAGUUUACCGCACGCAGCGCUAUGUCCACCGCCAUUAGGUUUAGUUCAACGAAACAGUAGUUCAAAUCAUACCCUCCCGACAGCAGCACACUCACAAUCACAUCACUCUUCACAUAGACCCGGACCGUUAGGUUCAAUGAAUAGGACACCAGUGACAACACCACCAAACGUAGUGCUCGGAUAUCCUGUUCAAGACUUGAGGGCUCCGCCAAACUCGAAUUCGCUUUUAAAUUCUCAUCCAUCGAUGGGUUUAGUUACGGGAUCACCCGGUCCUACCAGAGAAGAAGUGACGCAAACACCGGCUCAACGGCAGGCGGCCGCUAAACUAGCCUUAAGAAAACAAUUGGAAAAAACAUUACUACAAAUUCCGCCACCGAAACCACCGCCGCCUGAAAUGCAUUUUAUACCGAAUGCUAAUAAUCCAGAGUUUGUUUAUUACGUCGGAUUGGAAACCGUUGUAGACUUUUUGACGGACAGUCCAAAUCUAACCAGACCGCCGCCCGAUCCGUUUGAAUGUGUCCAAUGCGGAACUGAUUUUACACCCGUAUGGAAAUGGCAGGACAGGAUUGACACCAAUAGAGACAGACCGGCCGUUAUUUGCGAGACAUGUGUAACCAGUAAUAUAAAGAAAGCACUAAAAGCCGAACAUACAAAUCGAUUGAAGACUGCAUUUGUCAAAGCCUUACAACAGGAGCAGGAAAUUGAACAAAGAAUAGCUUCGGGAGCCACUAGUCCUCCAUUACCAGCAAUGUCACCGACGCCACCGCAAAACAACUAUAAUAAUGGAGGCAAUAAUCAUACAGUUUCGAACUCAUCUUCGUUUACACCAUCGAGUCAAGCACUUCUACCACAGGCACCACCCGCUCAUUCUUCAAUCAAUUCGCGAUUAACCGGUUCUGUGGCUAAUGCGGCGGCUGCUGCAGCAGCGGUAGCCAGUUCUGCGGCGCUGUUGCAACAAAUGCCUAAGUUAUCGGCCGCACACCAAUCGUUGUUUGCAGCGCAGGCCCAACAGUUACAACAAUUGGCACAAAGUCUGCCUCAGCCACAACCGGCACACAUGUUGCCAUUCGGGCCACUACUGGCCGCUCAGGCCUACUCAUACAGUAUGCUAAGCAAAUCUGGAGUACCACCCUCUGAUCUUCACCGACAGUACUUAUUAGAUAUGAUUCCACGCGGAUCUCUUCCACAAAACUGGAAAACUUGAUCAUCAAUUUCAUGUAUUUAAUUAAUUAAGGUUUUCUUAAAAAAUCGAUUAUUUUAUAAAUUGUGAACAUUUUUUUGUUUUUAAAUUUUUUAUGUUAACUAAAUUUCAUACAUUUUGCGAAUUAUAUGUUUAUAUAUAUAAUAUUGUAAUAUUGUAUAACUUUUAAAAAUAUGAUGACAGACAGUGUGUAUGUACCGUAAUUAUACCGAACUUUUUUUGAAAGUAUCAAUUGUUGGACAAAUUGUAGCGCACGUGUUGGUACAAAUUAAAAUGCAUGUUAACAAAAAUUUAGUGUUGCAUUUUAACAUUUUAAGCGACACGUUAUUAUAAUUAUUUAAAAAAAAUAAUUUUUAAAUCAAGUAAUAUAUAUAUAUAUAUAUAUUGUAUACACAAUCAGUCAUUUAUAUAUAUGAAAUGUUUUUUAUUUGGGAGAAGUGGUUGAUUGGUUUUUUGCAAGUAUUUAAA